AUGGACAGCAUAAAAGCGUUCGGCGGAUGUGCGAGCAUUGCCUAUGGGGUGUUAUACUGCUUUCUCAUCAUUAAGUACAAUUGCUAUACACACGAUACUGCGGAUUAUUAUGCAUAUUUGAGAUUAGACGGAAAAUCCGACAUAAUUCAGUACUAUGAUUACGACUAUGUCUAUAGAACAAAGCAUCCUCUUGAAAACGGAACAGCUGCAGCUGAAGAAGCUGUUAAAUAUUGGAAGGAACCUGAUGGACUUUGUAAAGUAAGUCUGAUCAAAAUAGAAAUUUUGAUAGUAUAG
Molecule: messenger RNA, 294 nt
Organism: Cylicocyclus nassatus
Lineage: Eukaryota; Metazoa; Nematoda; Chromadorea; Rhabditida; Strongylidae
Source: the annotation of a GenBank genome assembly